CAGACCUUUGUCCGGCGGAAUAGCGUUUACGUUGCAACCAUCAUCGUGGGAGCAUUCGUGGGAGAGAAGGCCGUGCACGCUAUCGGCGAUGGAUUGUGGGAGUCAAACAACCAGGGGGUGCGCACCCAGCCGCUGCGCUGUACUGUGCGCUGUGGAGCCUGGCCCUCGCUCGGUUGGCAGGCUCGCGCCUGUGCGCAUGGUGGCAGUGAAUACGCCAUGCCCGCCUGGCUGCAGAUGUGCUGCCUUUCCCCUGCUCUGACCCGCUGCUUGCCGCGUUUGUGUAUGUCUGUUUUGCGCAGAAGCUGUUCAAGCACAUGA
Chlorella variabilis is the source of this 318-nucleotide messenger RNA. RefSeq lists its product as hypothetical. Gene Ontology annotation, biological process: mitochondrial electron transport, ubiquinol to cytochrome c. The transcript has 2 exons. NCBI's taxonomy places the organism in Eukaryota, Viridiplantae, Chlorophyta, Trebouxiophyceae, Chlorellales, Chlorellaceae. The annotation marks the transcript as partial. The record is from RefSeq and is a predicted model, not a curated record.